AUGUCAACAUUGCCCCCAUCACGUGCCCAUUUGUUUAUUUUGACCUUGGCGCAUCCUUAUGAUUUGUUUCAACCGAUCUAUCCUUGCCCUUGGAACAAUCUUCUUUUGCAACCUCUACCACCUUGCCUCCUCUCCAGCAUUGUCACUACUGUGGCCUGGAUUAUCACCCUGGGGAACAAUUCUAUCCACAAGUUUUACCCAUUGGUCAGGGGCAGACACUCGCAGUUGGAUCGGGGGGACGAGCUGCGGUACGACCUGGCGGGUGGCCCCUGGCGGGUCCGGAUCGCGUACGGCGCGUCCGGGCCAAUCGCCGGGGCGCAGAGAGAAUCGUUCCGGUGGGAGUACUGGGACAGGACGACGCUGGCAUGGAGGUUCCUGGUUGAGGCCACGGGCCCCUCGCAAGUCGAGGCGGCUUUGUGGACUCUCCACGACCCCCAAGCCCAGUUGCCGACCCAGCGCUCCUCCUGGGACCGAUUCGAGCACCUGCAAGGCGGCCGCGUGCAAGCCGCCAUUCCGCUCAAUGCGGUGCGUGACCGGUAUGUGGCCGCCCGCGCUGGUCCCCCUGCUGCCGCUGCCGCUGUUGCUGCCCCUGUUCCUCCGCCUGCCGCUGCCGCCCCUCCUGCUGCUCCUCCGGCCCAACAACAGCAGCCACCACCACAACAACCUGCCGACCCGACUUCUUCUGCGCCUUCGGGCGACGACAAUGCUGAAGACGAAUCCUGA
This is a messenger RNA of Exophiala dermatitidis NIH/UT8656, 723 nucleotides long. RefSeq lists its product as uncharacterized. The record is from RefSeq and is a predicted model, not a curated record. Lineage: Eukaryota; Fungi; Ascomycota; Eurotiomycetes; Chaetothyriales; Herpotrichiellaceae. The transcript has 2 exons. The coding region runs from base 1 to 723 and encodes 240 amino acids.